AUGUCGCCUAUCAAUUUGAUAUUAUUUUUGUUUUUUAAUUUAAUUGAAUCGAAAAAUAAUAAAAACGUUUUAAGUUAUAUAAAUAAGAUCAAAAUUAAGAAAAAAACUGUUUUUUACUGUAGAUAUGACACAAGAGGAUGUAAUUGUAAAAGAAAAUGGUAUAUACCCAAAACCAGAGUUAAGAAAAGAUAUGAGCAUGAAUCUGAAAUUGAGUAUAGAUGUUGUGAAUGUAAAAGAUCCACAAAAGAAAAUAAAAAGUAUAAAAGAUUUUUAAUUAAAGGUAAAACUUUAAAAGAAUCUGCAAAUAAUUUUACUAAAAAUAGAAAGAAAAAAAGAAACGAAAAAAUUAAUUUACUUAGUUGUUGUUAUGAAAAUGAGGAUGUUAGGAAUAGAAAGAACGAAAAAAUACCUAAUUUGAAUUCUAAAAGCAAUCAUUAUAAAUUAGUGUUGGAUUUAGAUCACACCUUAGUUCAUAGUAAAGUUAAACUUGAUCCUGAUAAUAUUGAUAGAAAUGAGUAUAUUUAUGAGGUAACUGUCAGACCAGGGGUCGAUGAUUUUUUAAAUAAUAUUAAAGAACUAGGAUGGCCCACUGUUGUUUAUACCGCAGGUACAGAUUCGUAUGCUAAACAAAUAUUAGACCGUAUAGACCCUGAUAAUGUUAUAUCAAAAAUAUACCAUAGGGAACACUGUGAACCUAAAUGGAAUCACUAUGCCAAAGAUUUAAAAAACAUAGAUGAAAAUCAUUAUAAUUUAAUAGUUUUAGAUGACAAACAUGUUUAUAAAGAUCAACAAAAUGAACAAGUUUUUAAAAUACCACCCUUCUUCACAUGUAAUUAUGGCGAUGAUAGUGAAUUAGAAAAAGUAUUAAAAUCUUUAAAGUAUAUCAAUAAAGAAAAUGGGAAUUUUAGAAAAAUUAUUAAAGAUUAUAAUAAUAGCAAUAAGAAAGCAAUUUGUUAUUAA
Messenger RNA from Hepatospora eriocheir, 960 nucleotides. Lineage: Eukaryota; Fungi; Microsporidia; Hepatosporidae. The record is from the annotation of a GenBank genome assembly.